AUAAAUAGUGUUUUUACGUAAUACCUUACAUUGAUAAACAAGCUAACAGAAGAAGCUCAUUUUCAGAAAACGUGCUAUCUACUAUUUUUGGAAAAUGCGAAUUGCGCUUUAGUUAUUUAAAUAAAAACAAGAUACAUAAAGACUGGCACAGUUCAAACAAUGGAGCUGCAUACACCAGCCAUAAUACCAGCUCCUGAAAAUCCCCCAACACCACCAGAUCGUACUGGCACAGUUCAAACAAUGGAGCUGCAUACACCAGCCAUAAUGCCAGCUCCUGAAAAUCCCCCAACACCACCAGAUCGUAACACUCCAACAAACACUCCAACAAACAGUAACGCAUGGUUGUGGUUUAAAAAAGCUGCCCUGCCCUUAGCAGUCGCUGGAGCCUCGGUUGUUGCAGCCCCUCUUGUUCUGUCCGCUGCAGGAUUUGGUGUUGGAGGCAUCGUAGCGGGAUCCUUGGCAGCAAAAGGGAUGUCCGCAAUUGCGAUGUCGAAUGGCGUUGGUGUAGCUGCCGGGAGUUUCUUUGCGGCAUUCCAGUCAGCAGGGGCGGUUGGAAUAGCCGGAAGUACACUUACGGGGAUCGGGAUGGCAACUGGAACAGCCACAGCUGCUGUACAAGAAGGAAUAAAUCGCUUUAAAAGGAAUAACAACAACAACAAUGGGAAUAAUAGUGAAACAGAGGAAAACGAGGAAUCAGAAAAUGAGGAAGAGCAGGGAAGUGACGAGUUAUAGAUUGUCAAUGUCAUUGACUUGUAUUUGACGUAUUGUGUGUGUGUAUAUUUUUUAUUGUGCAUUUGAUUCUUGUGUCAAACAGAAAAGUACGUUCUGGAACAGUAUGACAUGUCCUGUUGGCUAUAUCUUCUACUUUAUCGCGAUUUUUGUUUUGAUUUUUUAGAAAUUUCAAACCAGCUUUUUACUGGGAAAAGUUUAAAAAAUCACUAUGGAAUAAAUACAAAAUAUACAACUGUCAUCAGUUGAGACGUUGUCUAGAAUUGUAGCGUACAAAGUUCAGAAAAUUAUAUGACCUUCCUUAAUUCAAGAAAAACAUGUGCUUUCUGCUAGAUACAGAUCAGCAGUCAUUAAUUCCCCUUAAAGAAUUAGGAGUAGAUGUAUGCGAAAUCAUAAUAAUUAAUUGAGUGAUGGAAAUAUUAGAUUUAGCAACAUUUUAAGAAAGAUGUACUAAUACUUAAGGUUUAUGUGCUAUGUCUUUGGCGUUUACCCACUGCCAUUAAACCGGGUUUAUGUUUAAACUUUUUGCUUCUGAACUUGUUUCUGUAGCUUUUCGCAUAAAUAUUGAUAAAUAUUCCUUUUGCAUUGACUUUGUCUAAUUUGAAUAAAAUAU
Molecule: messenger RNA, 1342 nt
Organism: Mya arenaria
Lineage: Eukaryota; Metazoa; Mollusca; Bivalvia; Myida; Myidae
Product: interferon alpha-inducible protein 27-like protein 2B
Exons: 6
Coding region: 160-732 (190 amino acids)
Cellular component (GO): membrane
Source: RefSeq, a predicted model, not a curated record